Penicillium alfredii is the source of this 666-nucleotide messenger RNA. RefSeq lists its product as uncharacterized. The transcript has 2 exons. Bases 1 to 666 code for a protein of 221 amino acids. The record is from RefSeq and is a predicted model, not a curated record. NCBI's taxonomy places the organism in Eukaryota, Fungi, Ascomycota, Eurotiomycetes, Eurotiales, Aspergillaceae.
AUGGCGAAACACAGACAUACUGACGACCCUUCAGACCCUCGCCAGUCGAAAGCCGCGAGACUCAAUGUCCGUGUCUUGGACAAGUUGCAAAAAGCUGUUAACGACAACCCGGAGGUUGAUCUUCUCACGUUAUUUCCCCGCCGAUAUUCACAACGUCUGGCCGAAAGCAUACCCUUUGUUCAUGAGCCUGCCGGCAGAGAGAGAAAGACACCCAGAAACGACGAAAAAGAAGAUAUUCGAGAUUUCCUCAGCCCAUCAGAUCCAGUGGAGAUUAUUUUCCCUUUCUCCCCAGCGGUUUCGACUCUCCUCGAUACGGUAUCAGAGACCGUUAAUCCACUACCUCAAGGACUCUCCCAGAGACUAUACGAGCUCCUCCGCAGAAGCGAAACAGUUUGGAAAGCCCCGUUUGCCAACCAGAAAGGGGUAUACAUAUGCUCGCCCGACAUUGUGGUCAAAGUGGUUUCCAACCUCGAGGAUGCGACUGAAUACACCACCCUGCAAUAUCUGGAGCAACACAAAUCAGAUAUCCCGGCACCGAGGCCUCUUGGAAUGGCGCGGAUGAACGACAUAUCUUUGAUCUUCAUGAGCCAUGAAAUCGGUCUCGCUUGGACAAGUAUGGGCCACCCUCAACUCUCGCCAGAAAUGCUCCAUCCGCGACCAGCUUGA